CGGUCGAGGAAGGAGGAGAAGGAUGAUCUGAUAUCCCGCUUGACGCGGGGUUUGGGGAAGCGUCCAUAUGUCGAGUGCCCUAUUGUACGUAUUCUCUUCAUUCGUCACCAGAGGCCGGAGUGGAGAUGCCCUGGAUGUCAGAAACGGCGUGUUGACCGAGUUGGACUAUACAAGUGUUUCUGCGGCAGAGUCACUGGUCCUCAGACGAAUCUCACCCAGCCUCACUCCUGUGCCGAGCCAUGCUCUCGGAAGCGCCCGCUCUGCUCGCAUCCAUGUUCACUACCCUGUCAUCCCGGUCCAUGCCCGCCAUGCCAGGUCGCUCUCAUCGUCCCUUGUCCAAGCCAUCACUCGAGCUUGACGGUCAAAUGUGCGGCGGCAACCGGUGGCGCAAGCAUGACGCCCGUGUGUGAUGAGGUUUGCAAUCGCGAGAGGGGAUGUGGGGAUCGGAGCCAUACUUGCCAACUGCUCUGUCACUUCGGCCCAUGCGCGCCGUGUAAGGAGACCGAGCACGUCCGAUGCUACUGCGGCGCGGAAAGCCGGGAUGAGAUUUGUGGCUGGAGGAAGGACGACGAGAUGCAGUGCGCUCGAGCGCCAGAGAGCGGAGUGGAGGAGCACUGGCAGGGCAGAUGGGCGUGUGGCAGACUGUGCGGGGAGGCUUUCGACUGCGGCAUCCAUACUUGCGAAGAAACUUGCCAUCCUCACCCGCUAUUCCCACUACCAUGUCCUACAUCGCCCGCUCAAACCCUCACCUGCCCUUGCGGCCAGACACCCCUCGACUCGCUAUGCCAGCCAAACGGCCCAGAGCCGGCUCGGACGAAAUGUACCGAUCCUAUCCCGACAUGCGCCCUGCCAUGUCCCGAAAGUCGGCCCUGCGGGCAUCAGUGUCCGCGUACCUGCCACCACGGCGAAUGUCCGCCGUGUCAUGAGCAGGUGGUCCGGCCCUGCCGAUGCGGAGAGAGCGUAUUUACUGUGCGAUGUGAAGAGUUUGGCGAGAGAGUCAGGCGGGGUGAAGGGGAGAUGAGGUGUGAGCGAGUCUGCAAGGCGCUCCGGAACUGCGGCCGGCACGAAUGCUCUCGCGUAUGCUGUCCACUCUCCUACAAGGCGAAAUCAUCCCGCCUAAAGAAGAAGCCCGGUGCGACCGAUCUGCACGACCUGAUGGUCGCUCCCGGCGAGGAGGAUCUGCACACUUGCUCGCUCACGUGCGGCAAGUGGCUGAGCUGUGGGUUGCACACCUGUCAGCGGAAGGAUCACAGGGGCGCUUGCGGGCGCUGCCUACAAGCGAGUUACGACGAAUUGAUCUGUCAUUGUGGGGAAUCUAUUGUUUAUCCUCCGGUCGCCUGCGGGACCACUAUUUCUUGUACAUUCCCCUGCGCUCGUCCGCCACCCACCUGCGGCCACCCAAAGACCAUACACAGCUGUCAUGAAGCGCCCGACUGCCCUGCCUGCCCGUACCUCACCACUCGCCCCUGCGCAUGCGGCAAGGAUCCGGCGGUCAAGCAUGUCCGAUGCUCUCAAUCCAUCGUCUCAUGCGGUCAGACCUGCGGCAAUCUCCUCUCCUGCGGUUUCCAUCGGUGCGACAAGACAUGUCACAAGCAGAGUGACGGCGAGUGCGGUGACUGCACUCAGGUCUGCGGGAAGCCAAAGCGGGUCUGCAGGCACCCGUGCAUGUCGCCAUGUCACGCUCCCGCCAAGUGCCCCGAGUCCGACCCGUGCGGCGCCAUCGUCGAUCAGAAAUGCGCCUGCGGAAACCUCAGUAAUCGGACAACGUGCGGCGCCAGCUCGGCCAAGGCGGAGAGUAGGGAGCUCGUACAGCUCAAGUGCAACUCGGAGUGCUUGGUCAAACAGCGGAAUGCGAGGUUGGCGGAGGCGUUGGGUAUUAAAGGAGCAGAAGGCAGGGCAGGAGGAGGGGAGAACGUCGAGUGGAGCGCAGAGCUCAAGACGUUCGCCCAGGGGAAUUGGGCGUUUGUCAAGGUGGUAGAGACUGCUUUGGCGGAUUUCAUGAAGGGUGGGAAGCCGAGUCACAUUCUGCCACAAAUGCCCGCUUCCAAGCGUACCUUCGUCCUCUCCCUUGCUCAGAUCUACCGUCUCUCCACAGACCUCCUGGAUGCCGAGCCAAAUCGGAGCAUCAUGAUCCGCCGAAAGAUCGAUACUCGAAUCCCCAAUCCUCUCCUCAGCUCCGUAGUCGCCCAGCCAGCUACUGGGGAGAAGAAGUCAGGCGGACUGGCCAACCUUCGCGCUACUCCGACGGCAAGCGGUUCGUCCAGCGGAACAACAUCGUGGGGCAAGAUCGCCGCGCCCACGCCGUCACCGUGGGGCAGCUCUGCCGCUUCGGGCUCGUCUACACCUCUCGGCCUGUCUGCCGCAGGCGUAGCCUCUCGGGCGGUGUCUCCCGCUAUCAGAUCGUCGAGGCCGUCUACCCCGGGCGAGUCUCACUCGGCAACGACGAUGACGGUCCCGGUCAACCAGACUUCGCAUCUCGGUCCCGGACUGGGACUGGCGCGGAUGAACAGUGCUCGUCAGGGCGUGGUCGGGGAGGUGGGCAAGGUAGAGGAAGACGAUUGGGAUGUGGACGCUUAG
Dioszegia hungarica is the source of this 2577-nucleotide messenger RNA. RefSeq lists its product as uncharacterized. Gene Ontology annotation, cellular component: nucleus. The transcript is spliced from 8 exons. The annotation marks the transcript as partial. The record is from RefSeq and is a predicted model, not a curated record. Gene Ontology annotation, molecular function: RNA polymerase II transcription regulatory region sequence-specific DNA binding; zinc ion binding; DNA-binding transcription factor activity, RNA polymerase II-specific. Lineage: Eukaryota; Fungi; Basidiomycota; Tremellomycetes; Tremellales; Bulleribasidiaceae. Gene Ontology annotation, biological process: negative regulation of transcription by RNA polymerase II.